AUGCAUUUCCAAGCUGGUCGAUGGAGCUUUUUGCUUGCGUUUAUAUCUGCAUGCUUGUUUGCUUCGGUCGAAUCCACUCAGGAUUUCUCGGAUCGCGAUUUGAAAUCGACCUUCACAUUUGACCAGCUCUGGAAACUCGAAAACGAAUUUUGGGAUGCCUUUCUCUACCCUGCAAAUAUCGAGCAGACGAAAGGCGACGCGUCGACUAUUUUCGCAUCGGAUGUUCAAGGCCGUGUCGAUAUCACCCGCACCUUCAAUGGCGACGAGCUAAACCGCGAAUACAUCUUCGGCCUAUUCGCAGAUCCGAACCACGUCAGUAUUGUCGGUGUCCCGAUCGCAUAUAACAUCACUCAAUUUGUCGCGAAUGACAAUAUCGUAUCCGCGACAACGGUCGUCACCUACAACGUCACGACUUUCGGCGUCCUCCUGCCAGUGACGAUUGACACAUGGAUCGAGUUCAAUCAGGACGGUAAAAUCGCACAGUAUGAUGCCACAUUCCGCUGGUUUGACUACUUCCUUGACUUCCUGCUUGAGGGAACCGCAAAAAAAAUAAAUGCCACCUCGCCCGACCAGGCUGUCGCCUAUGUUGCUGAUUUGCUAGCCACGACCAUCUGUGAUACACACGAGCAGCAUUGCACGGGCUCGAAUCAGCAGUAUUCGGACCACCAAAGUUGUUAUGACUAUUUGACUAAGACUUUGCGAUUUGGAAAAUCAUACGAGAUGGGUCGUAACACCUUGCUAUGUCGUGAGGUUCAUGAGCAUAUGGUGCAGUACCGGCCCGACGUGCAUUGUUCGCAUAUCGGUCCUGGUGGUGGUGGGUACUGUGUUGAUGAUAUGGACUACACGCAAACUGUGCUACAGAAGUACUUUAAUAACUCUUGGAUUCCGUUUGGAUAUGGCGCUGAUCAGAAUAUUUGGCUUGCCAACUGA
Messenger RNA from Penicillium robsamsonii, 930 nucleotides. RefSeq lists its product as uncharacterized. The record is from RefSeq and is a predicted model, not a curated record. Bases 1 to 930 code for a protein of 309 amino acids. NCBI's taxonomy places the organism in Eukaryota, Fungi, Ascomycota, Eurotiomycetes, Eurotiales, Aspergillaceae. The transcript has 2 exons.